Molecule: messenger RNA, 2796 nt
Organism: Penicillium crustosum
Lineage: Eukaryota; Fungi; Ascomycota; Eurotiomycetes; Eurotiales; Aspergillaceae
Exons: 3
Coding region: 1-2796 (931 amino acids)
Source: RefSeq, a predicted model, not a curated record
AUGUCUCAAUAUCCACCAGUUCGUCCCUGGGCAAUACUCAGCACCAUUAAUCGGGAAGGCGAGCGAUCGAUCCUCUACGAAGAGGAACGCCAGCAAUGGCUUCGACAGCAUCCACAUGUUAUUCCUCAGACCGCAAAGAGGAGUCGCAACAGGAGUCAACGUGCCUUCGCAGAUCGAGGCCCCAGCAUGGCUGAAGGCCUUCGUGAUAUUGCGGAACGCGGUGCAGCUCGUCGCAAUGGAACUCCUGUGACCAAGAAUGAUGUAUCUACCAAGCCUUUGCCACCAAUUCCUCAACAGGAAGAACCUCAGCCGGCCACCACAGUUGGUCAGGAGGGUGUUCUCCAAUGUUCUGGCCCCAUCAUCAACAAGAUGAGCAUUUACUAUGUGCUUGACAGAUCCAACAUGCAAGGCCACCACGAACCCUCAUUUGCCCAGCAAGAAGAUUCUCAGUCUGCUACCGAAGUUGGCCAGAAGGCAGCUGUUGAUGGGUCUGUCCACUCGAGUGAAAAGAUGAAUUUGAAUUUGCUUCUCGAGGAAUGCAAGGUUCAAGGAUACGACGAUGAGACUCCAUCAAUUCAGCCCAAAGUAUCUGAGCCGGCCCUGCCGCCCUUUUUGCAUCAUCACUACAACGCGCAGGCCUCCCACACCAGUCAUUCUUCUGAUUUCCAUCGCUUGGAUCAUGCCGCUCCAUGUGCCGCUCCUGCAUUUGAUGCCCCUUAUGCUCAAGCCAAUUCACGACCCCAUCACGAUGGUUAUAGUCUAACCUCGUGGUACGAAGCCCCACCCACUCGCCACGAAUCAUCUCCAGAUGCUCAGAUUGCAGUGGUGCCCAGCAAUACUCCAGUCCCCGACAUCAAGCAGGAAAAUCAAGUCACCGAAGUGGGCGCAACCUUGGAGGAACUGAUUGCUUUGAUCAACCAGGCAAAGGAAAACUAUCGCCUUGCAAGUGAAAAUCGCAACCCAGGAAGUUCAGAUUCUGCUUACCGUUUCGCUCCCCCCAAUUCGGCGUCUGUGGAUAUCUACCAUGCGGACCAACCCUCUGGUCCUGGCUUCCAGGCCCGUGACUCCUUCAUUCAAGAUUCUAAGACUCCUUUAUUUGCGGGCCCCGGCACCAUUCGCGAAGUGACACCAAGAACGCCUGUUUGGUCCCCAACUCUUGGUCCUUGCCCCAACCCAAGAAUUUCAUACUCUGCUUACAGUCUCGCUCACCCUAAUUCAAGCCCUUUAUUUGUGAAUUCUGGGGCCACCCGCGAAGCUACACCUACAACGCCUGGGCCGUCUCCGUUUUAUGCCCCAUACCCUUGUGCCAAAGGAUGUUGCUACUGGACUGACUCUGAAUCCGAAUCUGCAUCUGACUCUGAAUCUGAAUCUGAAUUUGAACCUGAAACUACACUGUCUGUUGAGCCCCAGUUCCAUCAGGAAUGUUCUGCUUCCAAUGUACCACUACAAGAGCCACCUGUGUUGCAUUUGUCUGCCCCACAGGCCGCUUCCCUCCAAGGAGAUAUCACUUGGCGUCAGGACACAUUCGACGGGAUUGACACUGGCAUUGUUGUACCCCUUGAACAAAUGUAUGCUCGGGACUACACUACGCCCGAUUCGCCUCUACUGGAUUCACCCAUAUCUCCAGCUCCAGCUCCCCCAUCUCCUGAGCGUCGUCCAAAUGGUCUCCCCAGACUUUCCUAUACCGGUACCCCUCGGGUUGGAAUUUAUCCAUCUAAUAUCCCCCUCGAUCCCCGGCUUACGCGGGUUCAUUUCCGCCCAGACUAUGUUUCAUCUCCUGUCAGCUAUCCAAGAUGGUUGAGCGAGGAGAGAACCAACAUGGAUAAUGACGAGCAUUCUCUUGUCCCACAGAAAUUGGAUGUGACUAAGAAUCCCACAUUCACCAUGGAUGUCCCCAUCCACGACGUUUCCCGGCAUCAGACAGCCAUUCAUGUUUCCGAGUCUACCAAUGGUGAACAUAGCCGCGCAGCUUCCUUCAUCAAUAGCGAGUCCAACGUCAACAACACCUCCGGCAAUGCAACUCUGAGUCGUAUUACGGAAAGUCCUGAUGCCUACAGUUCUGAGGGUUCCGAGGGUUCUCGUGGCAAGCGCAAGCGAUUUACCAAGAACCUCUUUGGUAAGAACGGAUACCUUGAAGACAACGAGGAGCCACGCAGCAAGAGAUUCCGCUUUCUGAAAGGGGCCGUCAAAAAGGGACAUUCAACCAUCAAGGGAAUGCUUUGGGAUGGGAAUCGAGCUUUGAUCAACUCAUCCAAGCCCAGCAUCGUCACCGAGAACACUGCAACCAUUACUCUAAACACUGAUGUGCAGUCAAUCCUGUACGCCGAGAUUGAGAACAUGAUCACCCAAGCAGCCAAUGAAUUCCUGAUGAAGGAGUAUUACGAAGGCCACCUUACCACUAGUUCUCUCAGCAAGUUGAAGAGACGAUGGGAGAGGAAAAACAUGCCUGGUGUCCCUCAAUUCCGUUUCGACCAAUUUACCCAGUACAAGCUGAUCAGCGCAAACCGCAAUCAUCUCAAGUUCGGUGACACCAACAACAACCUUGGUCCAACCACCGUUCUGAGCAACUGGAAGAAGAUCUGUAAGCACAUGAACAUCCGCACCUUUGUGGCCCCCGAUUCAGUUGUCAAGAAGGACAUCCACGAUAUCCUGGAUCUCUUGCGGCUUCUGAAGGCUGACAAAUGCCACAUUGAGCUCAUUAUGGCCCUCGAUGCGCAUGUUCGUGGAGAGCUGGAGAAGCGCGAGGUGAUGCAGCACUACCGAGACACUCAGAACUCUGGAAACUCUCGCUUUUAA